Molecule: messenger RNA, 675 nt
Organism: Mytilus trossulus (common blue mussel)
Lineage: Eukaryota; Metazoa; Mollusca; Bivalvia; Mytilida; Mytilidae
Product: fibrinogen-like protein 1
Exons: 5
Coding region: 1-675 (224 amino acids)
Source: RefSeq, a predicted model, not a curated record
AUGGCCGUACAACUUUCUGCUUCAAUUAUUCUGUCUACCCUUGGUGUAUUGGUUGCAUCGGAUAAUAUUUCGAACAAACACAUGGUCAAAUCAUCAUCUGAUUCAGGUGUAUGUUUCUAUGGAGCGACUGCUGAAAGAGUUCUCAAUAUCUUAGCAACUGGGAAAUUCAUAACAGUUGAACAUGCAGUGCGUAAACCAAAGGACUGCUCAGACUUGGACCCUCACCAUGACCUUAGUGGAGUGUAUAGAAUAUAUCCAAAUACCGGAAAUGGAUUCAAGGUUUAUUGUGAUAUGAAGACUGACGGUGGGCGCUGGACUGUUCUUAUCAGACGAAUGGAUGGUUCUCAAGAUUUCAAUAAAAAAUGGAUAGAAUAUGAAAAUGGGUUUGGAAACUUAAAUCGGGAAUUUUGGUUAGGCGAUGCUCUUGCACCAACUCACAACGGUAUGAGGUUCACAACAUCUGACCAAGAUAAUGACAAUUGGAACAAAAAUUGUGCAUUACAUGGCAAAAAAGUUGGCGGGUGGUGGUUUAAUGCAUGUGAUUCUGCCUGCUUUACAUUAUCAUAUGCAAACAAUAAGAAAGGUUUGACUGGAGAGAAUGUUAUACAGUGGAGUACAUGGAAGGAUUCCCAAUUUUCCCUAAAAUACGCUGUGAUGAUGAUACGGAGAAUUUAA